AUGUCUACUGGAGCUGCUGAGGUGAUACUUCAACGUAUCUUUACUGGAAGUAUAUCAUUGGAUGACAUGGAGAUCAGGCGAAGGCCAUACCAUCGCAACUGCAAAUGUGCACUCCACAAGUUAAAAGAUAUUUGUUCCGAUGCUUGUCCUCAGCAAAGGAAUAUAUCCUUCACCAAGAAACAGGUACGGAGCGAUCAUUCCUUGUCCAAAGCUACUUCCAGACUCUCUUCUCCAUCUUCUACUGCUGAUUCCAAUGAUAAAGUCGGUGUCUCUUCCCGUAAGUUGGGUAUAAGGAAUACCUCCGAAAGAAUCAUUCCUAAAACCCAACCUGAAGGAUGGAACUUCUGGUCAAUCUCAACAGGAACAAGCCAAGCUCUGUCCUAA
This is a messenger RNA of Dovyalis caffra, 384 nucleotides long. The record is from the annotation of a GenBank genome assembly. Lineage: Eukaryota; Viridiplantae; Streptophyta; Magnoliopsida; Malpighiales; Salicaceae.